This is a messenger RNA of Sinocyclocheilus anshuiensis, 1886 nucleotides long. Its product is annotated as beta-1 adrenergic receptor-like. Gene Ontology annotation, cellular component: plasma membrane. Gene Ontology annotation, biological process: adenylate cyclase-activating adrenergic receptor signaling pathway; positive regulation of MAPK cascade; norepinephrine-epinephrine-mediated vasodilation involved in regulation of systemic arterial blood pressure. NCBI's taxonomy places the organism in Eukaryota, Metazoa, Chordata, Actinopteri, Cypriniformes, Cyprinidae. Gene Ontology annotation, molecular function: beta1-adrenergic receptor activity. Bases 21 to 1250 code for a protein of 409 amino acids. The transcript has a single exon. The record is from RefSeq and is a predicted model, not a curated record.
GGCUGGAGAGCAGAGCGCGGAUGGAAGCGCUCCACACUGGACCUGAAGUUCUGAAUGAACGCGCUUCAUUUCUCCACACCAUGGGAGACGGUUUACCGUCCGUAAACUACAGCAAUGACUCUAAACGCGGCACGGUGGAUCUUAACUUGUCAGAACAGUGGCUCGUGGGCAUGGGAAUCAUCAUGGUUCUGAUAGUGUUCAUCAUUGUAGUGGGAAAUAUACUGGUUAUAGUCGCCAUAGCGAGGAAUCAGAGGCUCCAGACGCUCACCAAUGUUUUCAUCGUGUCUCUGGCGUGCGCAGAUCUCAUCAUGGGGUUACUGGUAGUGCCAUUUGGUGCAGCCUUGGAGGUUAGAGGAGUCUGGAUGUAUGGAUCGUUCUUCUGUGAAUUCUGGAUAUCUGUUGAUGUUCUUUGCGUCACGGCGAGCAUCGAGACCCUGUGCGUAAUUGCAAUAGACAGGUAUAUCGCCAUCAUCUCUCCGUUUCGCUAUCAAAGUCUUUUAACGAAAGAACGAGCCAAGGUGGUGAUUUGUGGAGUGUGGGCUAUAUCAGCUCUGGUGUCAUUUCCACCCAUCCUAAUGCACUGGUCCCGGGACAGCGAGGAGACAGCGUGCUAUGACAAUCCCGAGUGCUGUGACUUCAUUACCAACCGUGCAUAUGCCAUCUCCUCCUCUAUUAUAUCGUUUUACAUCCCUUUAAUAGUCAUGAUAUUCGUCUAUGCCAGAGUGUAUAGAGAAGCCAAAAAACAGCUGAACAAAAUCAACAAAUGUGAGGGAAGGUUCUACAACAAUCAUGGUACUAAUUGCAAACCUAACCGAAAACGAACCACCAAGAUCCUGGCUAUAAAAGAGCAGAAGGCGCUGAAAACGUUGGGAAUAAUCAUGGGAACGUUCACUCUCUGCUGGCUGCCGUUCUUCAUCGUUAACGUGGUGCGGGUGUUUUGCGCACAAAUGGUGGAUAAGGAGCUCUUCGUGUUUUUGAACUGGCUGGGGUACGUGAACUCCGCCUUCAACCCCAUCAUAUACUGUCGGAGUCCCGACUUCAGGAAAGCCUUCAAGAGGCUGUUGUGUUGUCCGAGGCAGGCGGACCGCAGGCUGCACGUGAGCUCGUGCGACCUGUCGCGCUGCACCGGGGGCUUUGGGAACUCAGUGGAGCAGAGCAUGCUCGGGACCUGGUCGGACUGUAACGGCGCCAGCAGCGACUGCAGUCUGGAAAGAAACGGCAGGAUGUCCCAUUCAGAGUCUCAACUGUAGAAGUAAAACCGUGAUUAUUUAAUCGAUAUUACUCGCGCAAGAGUGCUGUUUGUAUUUCAUAUCAGGUAAUGACGACCGCGCUGUGUGAUAUUGCUUGUUCGAUAAACAUUCAAUGUGACGUGAAAUGCGUUUCUGAGAAAAAUGGCCAGUCGCACAUUUCUUCUUCGUCAACGAAAAUAGUUACAGAAAAAAUGUCAAAGCGUUAUUGUUGACUAUCGCCAAGCAACGCAAAAAACUAAAUAUAUGGGUGGGGCGGAGCACGUAUCGAUUUCCCCUCCCCCACCCAACGCCUUCUGUAAUCACUUCGCUCAACUCCGGUUUUUACUCGAGCGAUCGUGGAUCGAAAAAAAAUCGCGCACUUGCUCCGCUUCCACUUCGACCUGCUCCGCCAUGAACACGAAUAAGCGGAGUAAUACAAACAGUGAAAAGUCCAAGUACCAAAAUUCAGUACUUUUGAAAAGCAGCUCAGCCAAUCCAAUUCGAGGACCGGAACUAAUUGUUGUAUAAAAUAGAUUACAGGGCAACCGAAAUUUUGCAGUGUCCAAACAACCAAAACGAGCCCAUUUAAUCCCAUUUUCCCCAGCUAAAUCAGCAUAUACAUUUGGAGAAGGCAUUGAAGCAAAUUGCUAAAUUGAA